UGAACGUGAUUGGAUAAUAUAUAUAUGCACUACUAGUAGGUUCAUAUGACAUUGUCAACAUUUGAUAUGGUGAAUAUUUUGUCAUUAAUCAUUUACAUUAUUUUGUUCUGAGUUUGGCAGAAACAUGCAACUCUAAGUGCCAUGACAAAAGGAACGCUGUUUGCACUAUGAGUCUAUUUAGGGCCACUGUUUAGUGUCUUAUCAGUAUUGCCAAGUGCAAUACCAAAGAUACUGAGCUAGCACUGCAGGCCUACAAGUUUACAAUGAACAACAAGCUGUCACGUAUCACCAGGCAGCAUACUCCCAUCUGCCUCGUUACAGUCAAGUAUGCUUUAUCUCACCCUCUCACGUGUGCGCGAAACGCCACCGCAUUGGUCAUUUCAGACCGAGGGAAGUUGUUUUUGUUAUAAUUCAGGAAGAACCCUACUCAUUUCAAAAAUAGGUGGGGAUUUUUGUCAGAAUUACAUUAUUUUGAAAGGAAAUGAUUAUAAUCCUGAGCACUAUCGAGUGUGGAUAGCGAGCAAAUAGAUACAUUUCCCAUCACCUGCAAAUCAAUCACCAUUCCAGCCCAGCCACCCCACCUGUGUGGUCGGACCAGGUCUGGCCCGUUGGCAUGGCGAUGAUGGAGGAAGGGGCGCGGAGCUGCCUGCUUCAGUCACGCUCCAGCCUGGAGCAGGACAUCAGGGCUUCCUACCUGAUGGAUCACAUGAUCAGUGACGGCGUGCUGACGGUCCAGGGGGUGCUGAGUGAGGGCGGCGUGCCUCAGAGACCUGUGGUGUUUGUGAGCCGGCCAGCCCUGGUGAACCGGGUCAGGGAGAAGCUCUACCACUUGCAGAAGGAGCCCGGCUGGGUCACUGUGUUCGGCAUGGCCGGCUCCGGCAAGUCUGUCUUGGCUGCGGAGGCAGUCCGAGACCACGCACUCAUCACAGUCCAGGCGGUGCUGAGUGAGGGCGGCGUGCCCCAGAGACCCGUGGUGUUUGUGAGCCGGCCAGCACUGGUGAACCGGGUCAGGGAGAAGCUCUACCGCUUGCAGAAGGAGCCCGGCUGGGUCACUGUGUUCGGCAUGGCCGGCUCCGGCAAGUCUGUCUUGGCUGCGGAGGCAGUCCGAGACCACGCACUCAUCACAGAGUGUUUUCCAGGAGGAGUCCACUGGCUGUCCAUAGGCCAGCUGGACCGGUCUGACCUGCUGGUUAGGAUCCAGUCACUGUGUUUCCGCCUGGAGCAGCAGAGCCAGGAGAAAGACCCCWYGUCCUCMGUCCACCGGCCUCCUGGCUCUCUGGAGGAGGCCAAGGAGCGACUACGCUUCCUCAUGCUCCGUCGUUACCCCAGGUCGUUGCUGAUACUGGAUGACAUCUGGGACAGCUCGGUGCUCAAGGCCUUUGACAUCCAGUGUCGAGUACUGCUCACCACCCGAGACAGAAGCCUAGCCGACUGUGUCAGCGGUUCUAAGUCUGAGGUGGCAGUGGAGAGUGGUCUGGAGGAGGGUCAGGCCUUGGAGAUCCUCGCCCUGUAUGUCAACGGGAAACCCCAGAGACUCCCAGAACAGGCCCGCAGCAUUGUCCGAGAGUGCAAAGGCUCCCCCUUGGUGGUGUCCCUAAUCGGGGCCCUGCUGCGGGAGUUCCCGGACCGCUGGGCCUACUACCUGCACACGCUCCAGCAGAAGAAGUUCAAGCGUAUCCGUAAGUCGUCUUCGUAUGACUACGAUGCCCUUGACCAGGCCAGUGCCAGCAUCCAGGUCCUGUCUGAGGAACACAGGGACUGUACAUUGACCUCCACCGUGCUGGAGAAGGACGUCAAAGUACCUGCGCAGGUUCUGUCGGUUCUGUGGGAUCUAGAACCGGAGGAGGUAGACGUUCUCCAGGACUUUGUGAACAAGUCCCUACUGGUCCGUGACUGUCACCACCGGCCCUACCUCUACUACCUCCAUGACCUCCAACUGGACUUCCUGGCUGAGAUGAACCGCUCUGGUCUAGAGAGCCUCCACACCAAGGUGGUGCGUCAGUACCAGCAGCGCUACAGCCAGGGUCCCCCCACCUCAGGAGAUGAAGAGUGCCUCUACUGGUUCAGAUUCCUCACCUACCACAUGGCCAAGGCCAACCUCACACAGGAGUUGUACUCUCUGAUGUUCUCUCUGGACUGGGUCAGAACUAAAGCUCAGAUUAUGGGACCGGCUCAUCUCAUCAAUGACUAUGUGGAGUACGGCGCCGUACUGGACAAAGAGAACAGCGAGGUGCGGGGCCACUUCCAGGAGUUCCUGUCUCUGAACGGCCACCAGUUGGAGCAGCGUCCGUUCCCUGACGUAGUGCAGCUGGCCCUGUCACAGCCAGACUCCUCUGAGGUGUACCGCCAGGCCCUGCUGCAGGCGCAGGAGAGGGCCACCACAGGGGGACUCUACCUUGACUGGGUGAACAAAAGUAGUCUGAAGAGCCUGUCUCGUCUGGUGGUCCAGCCCCACCAGGGAUCCAUCUACUCUGCCUGCUUCUCCCACGACGGCACCAAUAUCGCCUCCUGUGGCUCCAGCAAGACACUGCGAGUGUUUAAGAGCACCUCUGGGGAGAAGCUGCUGGAGAUCCAGGCCCACGACGAUGAGGUGCUCUGCUGCGCCUUCUCCCCGGAUGACCGUCUCCUAGCAACCUGCUCAAGUGAUAGGAAGGUCAAGGUUUGGAACGUGGAGCGUGGGACUCUGAUGAGGGUGUUUGAGGACGAACACGAGGAGCAGGUCAACCAUUGUCAGUUCACCAACACAAGCUUACGCCUCCUACUGGCCACCUGCUCCAACGACAAGUUCAUGAACACCAAGCUGUGGAACAUCAAUAAACCCUCCUCCCAGAACACCAUGUUUGGUCAUUUGGAGCCUGUCAAUCACUGCUGUUUCUCCCCUGAUGACGCCUACCUCUCCACCUCUUCCAACGACGGAACCCUGAAGCUGUGGGAGGUGUCCUCGGCCAAUGAGUGGAAGUCCAUAGACGUGGCGGACAUGUUCCCGGAGCAGAGCGAGCAGACGGAGGUCAUGGUGAAGUGCAGCACCUGGUCAGCAGACGGCAGGACCAUCAUCUGUGCUGCCAGGAACGCAGUCUUUGUGUUGGAGGUGCCGUCAGGGACCUCUCUAGCCACUCUUCAGGGUCACACCAGGGCAGUUCUCCACUGCCAGUUCACCCCGGAGGGACACACACUCAUCACCUCCUCUGAGGACACCACCAUACGGGUGUGGAGGUGGAGGACAGGUGAGUGUGUGGUUCUGGAGGGCCACAAGGAGCAGGUCAGAUGUUUCUCUCUGCUCACGACCUCACCCUCCUCAGAGACACAUCUCCUCAGCUGGUCCUUUGACGGCACCAUCAAGGUGUGGGACAUGUCUAGUGGUGAACGGCUGCAGGACCUAGUGUGUCACCAGGGGGCGGUGCUAGCCUGUGACGUGUCGCCUGACGGACAGCUCUUCGCCACCACCUCCGCUGACAAGACUGCUAAGGUGUGGAGUAGUGCAUCGUGGGAGUGCGUGCGCCUGUUGAACGGCCACCAGGACUGUGUCCGCAGCUGCCGCUUCUCUUGGGACGGCCGGCGCCUAGCAACCGGUGACGACAACGGAGAGAUACGGCUGUGGAACGUGAAGGAUGGAUCUCUGCUUAAGAUCUGUUCCCGUGACAACAAGGACGCCAUGGACUCUCUGCACGGAGGCUGGGUGACCGACCUGCACUUCUCCCCAGACAACACUGUGCUGCUGUCUACAGGAGGAUACAUUAAGUGGUGGAACGUGGAGAAAGGAGAGGCCCUCCAGACCUUCUACCCGACAGGAACCAAUCUGAAAAGGAUCCACGUGUCACCUGACUUCUCCACCUUCGUCACCAUCGACAAUAUCGGAAUCCUCUACAUCCUGAAGAAGGUGGAAUGAGAGGGAGGCAUAGCGCAUUAGUCUAAAGUGGUUUCCUUAUAGCGCAUUAGUCUAAAGGUGGGUUUUCCUUAUAGCUGCAUUAGUCUAAAGGGGGCGUAACUCAAUAAUGGAAAUAGUUCUCGUCUCUCCUUGCAUUGAUCUGAAAGAGCCGACAGGUGAGAGCCAAUGUCGUUAGUCAUCUGCCAUGUUGUUUAGCC
Molecule: messenger RNA, 4083 nt
Organism: Salvelinus sp. IW2-2015
Lineage: Eukaryota; Metazoa; Chordata; Actinopteri; Salmoniformes; Salmonidae
Source: RefSeq, a predicted model, not a curated record